AUGGUUAGAGAAACGAAAUUUUACGACCUCUUGGGCGUCGCAGUGGACGCCAACGACACCCAAAUCAAAAAGGCAUACAGAAAACAGGCGUUGAAAUACCACCCCGACAAAAAUCCCAGUUCAGAAGCAGCUGAAAAGUUUAAAGAACUUACCGUGGCGUACGAAGUGCUCAGCGACUCAGAAAAGCGUAACAUCUACGACCAAGUGGGAGAAGAAGGCUUGAGCGGCGGAGGCGGUGGAGCCGGAGGAUUUGGUGGGUUUGGCGGAUUCGGAGACGACAUUUUCUCGCAGUUUUUCGGCGGCGGCGGUGCCCAAAGACCAAGAGGCCCUCAAAGAGGUAAGGACAUCAGACACGAAAUGGCAGCAACGCUAGAGGAGCUGUACAAAGGCAGAACUGCGAAACUCGCCCUAAACAAACAGGUUUUGUGCAGUGGGUGUAACGGUCGCGGUGGCAAAGAAGGCGCCGUCAAAAAGUGUGUCUCUUGUAACGGUCAGGGUAUGAAGUUUGUGACCAGACAGAUGGGUCCUAUGAUCCAGCGAUUCCAGGUGGAGUGUGACGCAUGUCACGGUACCGGUACCAUCAUCGACCCUAAGGACCGUUGUAAAGUCUGCAACGGUAAGAAGGUGGCUAACGAAAGAAAGAUCUUGGAAGUGCACAUCGAACCGGGUAUGAAAGACGGCCAAAAAAUCGUUUUCCAAGGCGAAGCCGACCAGGCCCCAGAUAUCAUUCCCGGAGACGUCGUUUUUGCCAUCACACAAAGACCUCACAAACAUUUCGAAAGAAAGGGCGACAACCUACACUAUCUAGCGGAAGUUGAUCUUCUCACCGCUGUGGCCGGUGGUGAAUUUGCCGUCGAGCACGUGUCUGGCGAAUGGCUCAAGGUUGGUAUUGUUGCUGGUGAGGUUAUCUCUCCAGGUAUGACCAAAGUCAUCGAGGGCAAGGGUAUGCCAAUUCAGAAAUACGGUGGUUACGGUAACUUGAUCAUCACUUUCAAGGUAAAUUUCCCACAAAACCAUUUUGCCGACGAAGAGUCGUUGAAGAAACUAGAGCAGAUCUUACCACCAAGAAACGUCCCAACCUUCCCCAAGAGUGCUGACGUGGAAGAGUGCGUGUUGAGUGAUUUCGAUCCAUCCAGGCACUCUGCUUCUCAAUCUUACGGUAGAGGCUCCAACUACGAUUCUGAUGAUGAAGAAAAGGGUGGGGCUGAAGGCGUCCAGUGUGCAUCCCAGUGA
This is a messenger RNA of Lachancea lanzarotensis, 1233 nucleotides long. RefSeq names its product LALA0S04e08856g1_1 (gene YDJ1). The transcript has a single exon. NCBI's taxonomy places the organism in Eukaryota, Fungi, Ascomycota, Saccharomycetes, Saccharomycetales, Saccharomycetaceae. Gene Ontology annotation, biological process: protein refolding; response to heat. The record is from RefSeq and is a predicted model, not a curated record. Gene Ontology annotation, cellular component: cytoplasm; cytosol; nucleus. Gene Ontology annotation, molecular function: Hsp70 protein binding; ATP binding. The coding region runs from base 1 to 1233 and encodes 410 amino acids.